Magallana angulata is the source of this 4510-nucleotide messenger RNA. RefSeq names its product transcription factor SOX-5-like. The transcript is spliced from 19 exons. Lineage: Eukaryota; Metazoa; Mollusca; Bivalvia; Ostreida; Ostreidae. Bases 258 to 3278 code for a protein of 1006 amino acids. The record is from RefSeq and is a predicted model, not a curated record. Gene Ontology annotation, molecular function: branched-chain-amino-acid:2-oxoglutarate transaminase activity. Gene Ontology annotation, cellular component: mitochondrion. Gene Ontology annotation, biological process: L-valine biosynthetic process; L-leucine biosynthetic process.
UACCCGCUAUUGACUUAAAGGGACGAGCUUGUUAUCAAUGACCCAGCUACUUUAUACCUUACCUGUAUUCUCACCUGAGUUGCAAGAAGUGAAAGAAGGGUGCACAUACUUGGGAGAAGAAAUAUAGAAGGAAGGAAGAGAAGAACUUUUGCCGGCCCUCGAGAUCUUGAGAGAGUUUCUCCAUAUAGCUGUAAUUGAAGAGUUAAUUGAGAGAUUGACUUGCGAACGUUCAGCUGAUGAUGUUGCACUGAUGUAUAAUGAAACAUGAGGACUUCAGAGGAAUUUCGGAUUAUCUACCCUGUUUCUUUCAUGGGAGUAUGUCUUCAAAGCGAAAAAAUACUCCAACCAAACUGCCAAAAGACAGCACUAGUGAAGUAGACAGUGACAGUGACACAGAGACCAGUCUGCACAUAGUGACCAAAUCUGACAGUGAGAAUCAGGACUCAGACUCAUCCAGCAGCCGACCUGCGAGCAAGAAACAACGAAUCCUCCAGAGCGUAAGGCGAGAUUCGGACUCAGAGACCGAGCUCGAUCUGCUGUCUCCCCAUCAACUUCAUCAUCACCUCUCAACAAAGUCCAGCCUGGGACUGCAGCGUAAAUCCAUGGAAAGUGUUCUACGACGACUGAGCUCCAAGACGGACAUUGGCGAGCUCGAGAACAACAACAUGAACGAGGACAGUAAAGUGAAGGAGAGCAUUCAGGUGUUGCUGAGUGACGGCAGUCUCACGGAGAAGGAGCAGAGACUCAGUGAGAUGAUUGCUCAACUCCAGAACCUGAAGGAAAAUCUGUCCACACAAAAACAGAGUUCCAUAAAUCACACAGAAGACAAGAAAAUGCCAAUCUCUGGCAGUGAAAACAAUAUCUCCCAUGCAUCAUCCAAAAGCUCAUCCCCCAUCAGUAUGGACAGUCGACCACAGCAGCUGUCUCCAGUUCUCUCCCCUUACCACCAUGGCUCCCCACGAUCUCAACCCUCACCCAACCUCCGAAAGGGGAGCCCACCCACCGCCACCUCCCCCCACAGCUGGGGUGGCCCCCUGAAUCAGGAAAUCCCUCUCAAUCUGACCAAACCCAGGGGAUUCAAAAUUGAAAAAAUGGAGGAAUUUUUCUGUUCGCCCGAGAAACAUGAAGAUCGCAACACCAAGACACCACCUCCAGCCCACGCUCACAGCAAACGUCAAGUGGCCUCUCCGGUCACCACCCCCACCUCAGAGAUCGGGCCGUUCGGAUCAGGAAUCCGACUGCCGCUGGGUUUUCCACAGUAUCCCUUUAUGAUGGCCAAUCCAAUGGUCACAUCAAUGCUGAGUGGAAUGAGUCAUCAUGGAAUGAUGAACGGAAAAUCACAUCCAGAUCUCGACAAGGAGUCGAUGGUGCAGGAGGUGUUGGCGCGUCAGCUGUCUCAUUCAAUGACCGGCCCUGUGUUCCCGGGGCUGCCCCUCCCUCUUUACUCCCACGCUGCUAUGUCCUCCAUCCCUCAAAUGUCUGCCAUGAAGGAGCGGUCAGAGAGCUCAGCAGAAGACAGCCAAUCAGGAAAAAUGUUCGGUGCUAAAAUAAUCCGUUCCCAGAAAGAAAAGAAUGAAGCAGGCAAACCCCAUAUUAAGAGACCAAUGAAUGCAUUUAUGGUGUGGGCCAGAGAGGAAAGAAGGAAGAUCCUGAAAGCAUGUCCAGAUAUGCACAAUUCUAACAUCAGCAAAAUCUUAGGUGCCAAAUGGAAAGCCAUGACCAAUGCAGAGAAACAGCCAUACUAUGAAGAACAAAGCCGGCUCAGCAAACUUCACAUGGAAAAGCAUCCUGAUUACCGCUACAGGCCUCGUCCCAAACGUACCUGUAUUGUGGAUGGUAAAAAGCUGAGGAUAUCCGAAUACAAGGCUCUGAUGAGGUCCCGCAGACAGGAUAUUCGUCGAGUCUGGUAUGGGGAUUCCCACACCACUUACGUGGAAGGACUCAUGGGCGAAAAUGGCACUUCUUCCUCCUAUGAUCCUUCAAGACCCUCUCUCCAUCCCAAUGGGAUCCACACAAGUGCAAACGGUUCGUCCGUCAAUGGCUUCCCUGGCAACAAGGAGGAUGACCUAGAUAAUUGCAGUGAUGAAGAACUCAGUGAUAUGAUGGACCAAUCGUCAGACAACAGCCUCGAUUCCAACUUGCUAAAGAACAUUCAGCCCCUGAAGCGAUGUCACAUAUUGAGCCAGUAUAGAUAUGCCUCCUCCAGCACAUUCAAGCUGACUACCUCCCCAAAGCCGAAGCCGGAUGAUCCGGACAGCGUGGCGUUUGGUCAUUGCUUCAGUGACCACAUGAUGGAGGUUAGCUGGUCAGCCAGCAGUGGCUGGGGGAAGCCCCAGAUAUCCCCAGUACACAACCUCAACCUCCAUCCAGGUGCCAAAUGUUUCCACUAUGCCACGGAGCUUUUUGAAGGAAUGAAGGCUUACAAAACAACGGAUGGAAGGGUGAAUCUAUUUCGGCCGACGGAGAACAUGGCCCGAAUGUUGAGCUCAGCCACGCGGUCCUCACUUCCUACUUUUGAUGGAAAUGAACUCAUCGAGUGCAUCAAAAAAUUGGUUAGCAUUGAAAAAGACUGGGUACCCAACUCUAAUAAGGCUUCCCUCUACAUCAGACCCACUCUGAUAGGAACAGAGGGCGUGUUACGAGUAGAUGCCCCUAAGGAGGCCCUGCUGUUUGUGUUGGUUGGUCCAGUGGGAGCGUACUACCCCACCGGACUCAAACCAGUAUCCCUGUUGGCUGACCCAAAAUAUGUCCGAGCGUGGCCGGGAGGAAGUGGAAACUUUAAGAUGGGAUGUAAUUAUGCCCCCACCAUGUUUAUCCAGCAGGAAGCAGCGGCCAAGGGCUGUCAGCAGGUACUCUGGCUGUUCGGGGAGGAGGAACAGAUCACCGAGGUCGGAGCCAUGAAUCUGUUCAUGUUCUGGACCAAUGAGCAAGGAGAGGAUGAGUUGGUGACAUGUCCCCUGAAUGGGUUGGUGUUGCCGGGGGUGACCAGAAAAAGUUUGCUGGAGCUGGCCAAAUCAUGGGGAGAAUUCAAGGUGUCAGAGCGAGAAUACACUAUGAAAGAUUUAGUCAAAGGAUUGAAUGAAAACAGGGUGAAGGAGUUCUUUGGAGCAGGCACAGCCUGUGUUGUUUGUCCUGUGGAGAAGAUUCUGUACAAAUCUCAAUGGCUAGACAUUCCUACCAUGUCAAAAGGAGCUCCACUCACAAUGAGAAUGUACAAUGCACUGCUAGACAUACAGUAUGGAAGAGUGAAACAUGAAUGGUCAGUCCCUGUGGAGUAGUGGAGACUGUGGCCUGAUUCGACAGAUACAGAUUCAGUGAAAGAUGAAAAGUCACAAUCCACUGACUGAAGAAUGGCUUUUAUUUCUCCUCAGGAAAGUUGAUCUUACAAGUAGUCAUAGUCUCAGUAUUAUUUUGAUUUGUGUCAGACGCAGACUUAUAGUAACAAAAAAAAAAAAACGGCAAAAUUAAAAAAGGUUUGGGGAAUUGUUUUACGUUUCCUGUACGUGUACUUAAUUGUAUUUUUGGUAAAACAUGUAAACAUAAAUGAUAAUUUACUCAGUAUGUUGGCUUGGUGACCACUGUAUAUAGAAGCAGUGCAUCUGUGAUAUUUGAGUCUGUUUUUUUAUUAAUUAAGUGCAUAUAAUAUCUGAUUAUUUUUUAUUUUUCUGUGUUAUUCGUCGGAUUUCUUGCACCGUGUUUUCUGGUCAUAUUUAUAACACCGAGUGAUAGAUCAUUUUGUUUAAAACAACAAUAUACAUCGAUCACUGUAACAUUUGUGUGUGCUAGCCAUUGAGAGAGAGGAGUUGAAGCUAAGUAUAUUGCCAUGACUGAAAUGAAUAGUGUGUACCGUGUUUCUAGAUCAUGAAUAACCCCUAAUUAAUAAAAACGAAUCAUACAUGAAUCAUUAACAUGAUUUUAUGGAAGAUAAUUACUGUAUUUUUGUUGGUUCAUUGUCUGAAAUCCUUUGGUCUCUUUGUCUUUUCGUCUUUUCUGAUCUAAGGAAACACUAAAUUCAUCAGAUAAAAAAGAAUAAAUCUGGAUAAAUAUUUUCAAUAAAAUGAUUGUUUUUUGUCUUAAUACCCACAACCCAUUUUUUUUUUCAGGUUAGAAUAGGACACACUAUUUAUUAGGUUUGUUUGUGAAUGAAAGAUCCAUGAGAGUAAAUAAUUUUUAAAUGCUCUCUUUUAUUUUGAGGAUUUUUCUAUGAACAGUUUUUAUGAAAUUAUUAAACUUGCAAAAGUUGGGAAGUAAUUGUCCUUUGCCAAUGCUCUUAGGAAUUGGAUUCUGAAAGCUGCUUUAUUUUUUAAUUAAUUUUUUAUUUGUUUGGAGAAAAUCACAUUGGAUCGCAAAACCUUUGAUAUUGUGUUGAAAAUAGUAGUCAGUUUUAAACCACUUUAAAAAAUUCAUCAAAAUAUGUUUAAUCCAACGGUAGGGAAACCAGUUCUUGUGUAAUUUACACUGCUUUUUAUUUUUCAAUUUUAAUGUUGUGUGAAUCAACAUUCCUUUAAAA